This is a messenger RNA of Paramuricea clavata, 1518 nucleotides long. NCBI's taxonomy places the organism in Eukaryota, Metazoa, Cnidaria, Anthozoa, Malacalcyonacea, Plexauridae. The record is from the annotation of a GenBank genome assembly.
AUGCCUGCGAAUAAAUCGCCCGCAGCUGACAAGAUUCCUAUGAAACUUUUUCAUGACUGUCUGUCCAACAUUUCCUCUCCAUUGACAGAUAUUAUAAACCAGUCAUUUGAAACAUCAGUGUUUCCAGAGGACUGGAAAUACACGGUAGUUGUACCUCAUCUCAAGGAAGGGGACCAUGAAGAUGCCAGAAACAAUCGUCCAAUAUCACUUUCACAAUCUGCUUCUAAGAUAUGUGAGAGAAUUGCCUUAAAUCAAUUUAUGAAUUACUUGGAUGCAAAUGACUUACUCACAAAUCACCAGAGUGGGAACAAAAAAUAUAACUCAACAGAAACGCUGAAUAUCCAUGUUACUGAUUUUAUACUUAAAGCUAUGGAUAAAAAACAGAUGACCGUGCUAGUCCUGUUGGAUCUAAGUAAGGCUUAUGAUAGUAUAAACCAUGAUUUACUUUUUGGCAAACUCAGAAGCCUAGGAGUAUCGCCAUCAGCACUUAGAUGGUUUUAUAGUUAUCUAACAGGCAGGAGACAAGCCGUACGCAUUGGAUCAACUUUGUCCAGUAAGCUACCGAUAAAAAAUGGGGUUCCACAAGGUUCAAUUCUUGGACCUAUCUUGUUCAGCUUGUAUAUUAAUGACUUACCUACUGUUGCACAGCACUGUAACAUUGAAUCGUAUGUGGAUGAUUCCAAACUAUUUUUGGCUUUCUCCUUAAACGAAUUAGAUGAUGCUGUAACCAAAGUUAACCGGGAUCUUAAGUUGACCUUUGAAUGGUGUUGCACCAACUACCUACUUAUCAAUCCUACUAAGACAAAGGUAAUGGUAUUUGGAGUACCCCAACUUGUUUCCAAGUUACCUCAGGAUAUAACAUUUACUCUAAUGGACAAACAACUUACAAUUUCAUCAAAUGCGAAAGACCUUGGUGUCACAUUGGACCCAUAUCUGAACUAUAACGAUCAUGUAGCUAACGUAGUGUCCUCUUGUAUGAGCGCAUUGGUACAAAUAAACAGAGUUCGCCACCUAUUUAAGCGUGAAGUUUUAAUCAAAAUCAUAAAUUGUUUGGUAUUCAGUAAAUUAUAUUACUGUUCUUCAGUGUGGGCAUCAACAUCUGAAACGAAUAUUGGAAAGCUUCAGUGUGUUCAAAAUUUCGCUGCUAGGAUAGUAACUGGAACGAAAAAGUUUGAACAUAUUACUCCCAUUUUAAAAGACCUGAAGUGGCUGCCGGUUGCAAUGGAACUUUAUAUUAGGGAUGCUGUCAUGACAUUUAAAUGUGUAAAUGAUCUUGCGCCAUCUUAUCUGUGUGGGAAAUUGAAUAAAAGACAACAAAUAAGUGGUCGUAUAACCAGACAAUCAAAUGACUUUCAGAUACCCAAAUGCAGAACUGCAACAGGGCAGAAGUCUUUUGAGUAUCGCUCUGUAUCUAUUUGGAAUUCGCUCAGCCCAACUGCCAAACAGUUGUCCUCAAUUAAACAUUUUAAACAUUAUCUUAAGAAACAUUUUCUUAAUAUAUUUUUAAAAAGUACCUAG